Messenger RNA from Sphenostylis stenocarpa, 429 nucleotides. The record is from the annotation of a GenBank genome assembly. Lineage: Eukaryota; Viridiplantae; Streptophyta; Magnoliopsida; Fabales; Fabaceae.
AUGAGGCUCCUAUUUAUAGUAAAUUUUGCCCUGGAACUCUGGGACGGCCGUCUGGGUUGGGACGACCGUCCCAAACGUGGUUUCUGCGUUGUGCCAAUCUGGGACGGCCAGUCUGGGUUGGGACGGCCAUCCCAAAUGCAAUUUUGUUCACGUUGGGACCCCCUGGGGUUUGGGACGGCCGUCCCACAUUCGGGACGCGCGUCCCAACUGCUUAAUUUCAGUUGGGACAACCGUCCCAACCCUGGGAUGGUGGUCUCGACCUGUUUUGUCCAACCUUUGUAUUUUGGGACCCCGGGAAGCUUUCCUUGCCGUUUUCGGACGUCGUUUGAUGCCGAUGUGUGUCCAUUGAAUCUUUAUCUUCAUAUAGGAGGAGGUUUCCUCAGUUUUGGGAAGUCGGAUGAACUCUAUCUUCGGGCGAAGUUCCUCUAG